Messenger RNA from Athalia rosae (coleseed sawfly), 3676 nucleotides. Its product is annotated as zinc finger protein 260-like. The record is from RefSeq and is a predicted model, not a curated record. The coding region runs from base 401 to 2677 and encodes 758 amino acids. Gene Ontology annotation, biological process: regulation of transcription by RNA polymerase II. Gene Ontology annotation, molecular function: RNA polymerase II cis-regulatory region sequence-specific DNA binding; DNA-binding transcription factor activity; zinc ion binding. Gene Ontology annotation, cellular component: nucleus. NCBI's taxonomy places the organism in Eukaryota, Metazoa, Arthropoda, Insecta, Hymenoptera, Athaliidae. The transcript has 4 exons.
AGCAGAGGUGCUUGAAGAAGCCAUUGAACAAAAGGAAGACGAUCCAAAGUGGUGACAGAAAUUAAUUGAGGACCUUGUGAAGCUUAUGACGAGGUUUAUCUCGCCGCAAGCAAACUAUUAGAAACUAUAUCAGCGAUGUUUAUGGAGCACGAUGUGUAGCUAGAAAAAUUACAAUCAGUCCACGAAUGUUCGUUUCGCCUGGGCAUCACUGCUGGUUCUACAAUAAUUCAAGAUCGUGACACGUUCAUGCGACGUCAAAAGUCUACAGAACGUAGACUUUGAGGAUAUAGAGCGAUGACUGGUAUUGAUGAUAGAAUACGAAUCGCUCUAGUUUGCUUCGCUAGCUGAAACAUAUCCUAAGAAACGAUUACCUUUUCCAUUAGAAAACCUUUUGCUGGCAAUGGCGAUGAAUUCAAACUACUUUGGUUUGCCACUCAACCUGGAUAGGGCAUGUAGGAUAUGCCUUUCAGAGAGUACCAAUCUAUCACCCAUAUUCUGCAGUGAUCCAGCAACAGAUGAUUUCUCUGGGCUUUAUCAGAAAAUACAAGUUUGUGGCUCGAUAGAAAUCCGGGAACAGGAUGGAUUGCCUUCACUGAUCUGCGACGUUUGUAUCUACAAAGCAACAGUUGCUCAUGAAUUUCGACAACAGUGUCAGAAUUCUGAUUCGCGAUUGCGAUUAUACUACAAUAAGCCUGCAAAGUCGAAUGUAACGGAUUCGAGCACACAAACCGAUCCACAAACCCGAAUUAUUCUGACAAAAAAAUCAGCUAAUCCUCAGGAAAAUUAUUUUGUCAAAGAAGAAAUGCAGUCGGCGAACGCACAGGAGUUUGUAAGUCCAGUUGAGUCAUUUUCACAGCCUCAGUUAUGCAUAGAAGAAAAUAAAAUCACCAACCACACCAUGGAAGAGGAUAAAAUGAUGAUAUGUAAUAUCGGAUUUGACGGAAACAAAGAUGAUGUUCAACCUGAAAUGUUAGAACAGAAUACACAUCAUUCUUUAUUUCCUCAAAGAGAUUUAGAAGAACCUGGAGAUUUGAUUACGAUAGAAGAAAAACAAACAGAACUCCCAGAAGAAAAAGAAGCAAAUCACAAAGAGAAUGAUAUGCUUACAGAUGAAUAUCUUGUCGUCGGAUUGUUGAAUGAGAAUGUGGAGGAAGAGGAUAAACCUCGAACAAAGCGUACAUUCAGUAGGAAAGCAAAGUCGCUGCCUGUAAAAAGUUACAGUGACGAGGAAGUGAAUGAUGACUACUAUGAGCCGAGCAGCGACAGUCAAGAUUCUGAUGUGAUGAAAUUCAAAUGCAAAGUAUGCUCUAAACGGUACGCCACUCAAAAAGGCUUGAAAAAACAUUCCCUUGUCCACGACAAAAAACACAAGUGCAACAUUUGUUUCAAAAUGUUUUACAAGCUAGAAAAUAUGGAGAAACAUAAAAAGAUACAUGCUUCAAAACCUCACGCAUGUCAGUUAUGCCACGCAUCAUUCUCAAAAUCACAGAGCUUAGUGCGCCAUUUAAAAUCUCACACAGAAAAAGUAAAUGACAUUAUCAAACAAAUUAAUACCGAUGAUCAAAAUGAUGAAAAACAUAAUAAAAAAGAACUGAAGAAUGACGAAGAUACUGACGACGAAGUUGGAGCAGUAAAUGAACCAGACGAAUUUGAAAAUGCCCCAGAGUUAUACAAAUGUGAAGUAUGCAGCCAGUAUUGCUCUUCAUUAAAAAACUUGAAGAGACACACUCUUGUACAUGGUGAUAAAAAAUAUUCUUGUACAGUAUGCAAGAAGUGGUUCUUCCGACCAGAUACUCUCAAGAAACAUGCUGAAAAACAUGGUCAUGGCUUAUUGGACAACUUGGUCGAGGAUAAUAAGUUGUAUGAUUCAGAUGAUGAUUCGUUUUCUAAUCCUCUGGAAAGCUUAUCAACCAGCAACAAUGAGAGUGUCAAGAAAGAAGGAAGUGAUGAAGAUGGUGGUGGAGAAUACAAAUGUCAGCAUUGUGAUAAAGUCAUGGCCUCUAAGAAAGGACUGAGGCGACAUGUAUCCAUGCAUAAGCCAAAAGCUGAACCAGCAACAUGUGAAAUUUGCAAAAAAGUUUGUGCUAGCCAAGCAAGGCUGGCUCUACAUCAGAAGACACAUAAUAAACCUAAAGAAAAGGUACCUAGAGAAUAUUUGUGCCACAUUUGCAGUAAGGUAUAUCCGAGCAACUCGUCUUUAACUUAUCACAUGAGGACUCACACUGGAGUCAAGCCACAUGUAUGCAAAAUAUGUAACAGCGGUUUCACAACAACGACUAGUUUGGCGAAUCAUCUCCGCAUCCACACUGGCGACAAACCAUUUGUUUGCCAUGUUUGUAGUGCAGCAUUUGCCGUCAGCUCAGCUUUUAGACGUCAUUUAACACGUCACACUGGAGAAGCAAAUUACUUAUGCAAAACUUGUGGUAAAGCUUUUAAGAGACUUAGCACAUUAAAAGAACACACUUACACUCAUUCCGGUGAAAAACCAUACGUUUGUAAAACCUGUGGAGCAGCUUACAGCCAUAGUGGGAGUUUGUUCGCGCAUCAAAAACGAUGUCGAGCUCAAUAUGGAGAGAUGGUUGUUGACGACCAUCAUCAUACAGUUUCACAUCAUAUUCAUGUGAAUAACGUUCAAUCCGCUGUUCGCUCGCUUGCAGUUAUUGGUCAGAUGUUCUAAGGAAUCACAUGAUUUAUAGAGAUGAACUCUUAAAUUAUAUCUCCAGGCACAUACAUCGCAAUGAUCAUACUAGCACUUGUGAUAAAUUGUUGUACCCGUGUUUAUUGACAUCAUCUUUUACCAAAAUUUAUAAGACGAUCACUAUCAUUGAUCAGACUCAUAGUAAGAUCUUCUUGAUCUGCCGUUGUCUGUUGUCGGAAAAGGAGUCGUAUAACUUCAUGACAUUAAUCAAGUUAAACUUUGUUUUUCUGGAGCGAUUCAAAGUAUAGGUGAGUCGUUGAUGAAUCAUGAACCCACGUUAUUAUUGCAAUGACUAUUUUACACAUCUUAUUGCACAAAAGCCAACCAGCUCUAGGGUAUGUUUUUUACAUUCAUAUAAGACCAUGUUUUGAAAUAUUUACCGGCAAAAAGAUCAAAUUAAAGUACAAUCCAGAACAUACGCAGGUUUAAGAAAGUUUUGUAUAAUUAUAAGAUGACUAAUCAUCACGAUAUCACAAUUCAUUGUUAUUUUUUGAUCUCAUAAACGUCCACAAUUUGCGCAAUCCAAAUAUGGAAAACUCCCAAGAUAUUAGUUCGUAAGAAUGAAAAGAAAACACUAAAUUGCCAUGAAAAUGUUGAAAAUCUGCUAUAGAGAAAAUGGCAUAAUAUUUCUCUACCAGUAAUGUAAACAACCUACCUAUAAUGAUGCGUACCCAAGAUAGAUUUGUAAAUAAUCCGUUAUAUUUCAUUCAUCAUGUUAAAGAGACUUCAAAAGACUCUCAGAGCUUAGAUACUAAGUGAGCAGCUAUUGUAUUGUAUGGUAGGCUGUAUACGUUUUUAUUUCAUAUAUUGAUGGGUAUGUUGCGAAUGCAUGUAAACGAGUGUACGAGCAUAAUUGAUACGAGUUUCAAUUUAAUGAACUAAUCAGUAUCAAAGAUGGAGUGAAAGAUUGAUUUAGAAACUAUGGUACAAUAAUUCCAUGUUAUUGUAUGCGACUUUUAUAAACAUGCUUCAAUAAUA